This is a messenger RNA of Ostertagia ostertagi, 834 nucleotides long. Lineage: Eukaryota; Metazoa; Nematoda; Chromadorea; Rhabditida; Trichostrongylidae. The record is from the annotation of a GenBank genome assembly.
AUAUGUGACUUUGGUUUGGCUAGGAUAACGGAUCCUCGCAAAGAUCAUACUGGUUUCCUUACGGAAUAUGUCGCAACACGGUGGUAUCGUGCACCAGAAAUCAUGCUCAAUUCUAAGGGUUACACGAAAUCAAUCGAUGUUUGGGCUGUUGGUUGCAUACUUGCCGAAAUGUUCAACAAUCGGCCGUUAUUUCCCGGCAAACAUUACAUUGAUCAAUUGAAUCUCAUUCUUUGUGCACUUGGUUCACCAUCCCACGAAGAUCUGCAGUUCAUCUUCAACAUGAAGGUGGGUUUUUUAUCGGUUUUAUAUAGUAGCAUGUUCGUACCUCGGUGUAACAUUUAUACGACACGUGCGUUUUUGGCUCGAUUACCGCAGCGGGUAAAGCAGCCGUGGGCAACGCUUUAUCCAGAAGCAGAUCCACAUGCGUUGGAUUUGCUCGACAAAUUGCUCACGUUCAAUCCCCAAAAACGGAUCGACAUCGAUCAAGCGCUUGCCCACUCGUACUUCGAGCAGUACCACGAUCCAACUGAUGAGGUACUGACAGAGGGAUUCUUAAUUGUUUCUUCGUCACCAAUCGAAAUUCGCUGCCGAACUACUACAUUCCAGCCAGUGUGCGAGGAGCCGUUCACGUACGAGAUGGAGCUCGACGACUUGCCAAAGGAAAAGCUGAAAGGAGCUUAUCUGGCAAGAAACCGAAGCAUAUCACAUUCGCAUGCAAAAAGAAGCAGUGGAUGCCACGGCGGAAGAGCCUGCUCCCCUAGUGGCCGCCACUUCAUAGUCCAUGGAAAACGUUCACAGCACGUUUUCAGGCACGUUCAGCCGAAAAACGGCUAG